AGUAUUCUGUCAGCAUUCAGCUGAAGAUCAUCAUACUUCGACAAUCGGUCUGAGAAGAUGUAUAUUGUGUUUAUUGUUUUAUUGUCAGUAUUUGUGUUUGUGUUUUCUGACCUUCUCGAUGGAGUAGGAACAUUCAGUUUUAAUAAAUCCAAUAAUAAAAGUGGCGAAUACGAUUUUGAAUAUAGGCUAGAAAAUGGAGAGCUCUUUGAUGGCAAAACCAUUUCCCUAAAUGGCUGCGACACAAAUGUACACAUUAUGUUUGGAGCUGAUAAUUCUAUCUUCUGGGUUCGACUUAGCGAGGAGGAAUUCCAAACUAACUCAAUUAUUCGGAAAAUUGUGCGCCGAGUUGAACGGAUUAAAAAUACUGAAAUACGUUUCAAGGAUGAUCUAAUUGAAUACACAGUCACAAAUUAUAGUAGCUCUUGGAAGGAAGAUAGUCUGGUACAAAAAGUGCCAUAUUUAACUAAGUGGGAUUUUGAAAAUAUAUGCUUUACCAAACAAGAUGAGGCCAAUAAAAUAUUUCUCUUUGAAAUCAGAUCGAAAAAUAAUCCUCGACUUUAUAACGGAACAACAAUUUGGGAAGAUGGAAAUCCACGGUUGCAAAAGAUAUAUUUGAAAGACUUACAAAUAUACGAUGCCAAAUACGAAAUUGAGCUAACGGAAAAUGUGCUCAAUUCCAAUGCAACAUUUUGUAAAGGAAUCUCCAGAACCGUUUGGGAAUAUGGUGUACUUGGAGCAUGCGCCGCGAGAGUCAAAAAUCCUAAACUGAUGGAAGAAUUGAUGAGAACUACUCAAAUGAAGUAGGCUAAACGGAAUCUUCAUAAAGACUGGUUUUUUGCAUUGGCAUUGCUACGAGAGAAAAAUCAUUCUGAACAUCUUUGUUUGUUUCUUAUUAUUGACCACUUUUUCCAUAAGGAAAUUGGAAGUUUGUUUGGCGACUCAGGAUAUUGAAAGUUCUUUGCGUUGUUUUCCUGACUACAGCAUGCUCUAAACGAUAUUUUCUCAAAAAUAAAAUUAUGUUCUUGUUAUUCAAUAAGUUUCAAAAUAAAAUAAAAAUUACACCUCAAUUAUCACAAACUCGUUUUUCAAAAGCGAAUAAAACUCAGAAUAUUUAUUCAUUUUCAUUGAAGAACGAAGAACGGUGAACAAAUGAAGGACAAA
Molecule: messenger RNA, 1161 nt
Organism: Sitodiplosis mosellana (orange wheat blossom midge)
Lineage: Eukaryota; Metazoa; Arthropoda; Insecta; Diptera; Cecidomyiidae
Exons: 6
Coding region: 58-804 (248 amino acids)
Source: RefSeq, a predicted model, not a curated record